AUGUCCAGCACCUCCAAUAAUUCCCCUGCGGCUCUCGCUGCCACCUACGACUCGCCUUCUGGCUCGAGGAAUUUUGAGUACUCCAUAUCAACGCCAGAAAUCGAGGAGGACGGAAAGCUCAGCGCCGAAGCCAAAACGAAGUAUGUGUCCGAACUACGGGCGUCAAGCAAGAAGCUACAGGAGGAUAUCAACAAAUUCCUGACUGAAAAAAUGGAGGAAGACAAGAAAAAACCCGGACAAAACAGCGGGAACGGCACAACAAAGGAGAAGUCGAAGGAUGAAUUGGAAGAGGAGAACUACGGCGAAGAGAAUGAGCAGGAUGAUACAUAA
Molecule: messenger RNA, 330 nt
Organism: Fonsecaea multimorphosa CBS 102226
Lineage: Eukaryota; Fungi; Ascomycota; Eurotiomycetes; Chaetothyriales; Herpotrichiellaceae
Exons: 1
Coding region: 1-330 (109 amino acids)
Source: RefSeq, a predicted model, not a curated record